Messenger RNA from Lasiodiplodia theobromae, 708 nucleotides. Its product is annotated as Ubiquinol-cytochrome c reductase iron-sulfur subunit. Gene Ontology annotation, cellular component: membrane. The transcript is spliced from 4 exons. The record is from RefSeq and is a predicted model, not a curated record. Gene Ontology annotation, biological process: mitochondrial electron transport, ubiquinol to cytochrome c. Gene Ontology annotation, molecular function: 2 iron, 2 sulfur cluster binding; quinol-cytochrome-c reductase activity. Lineage: Eukaryota; Fungi; Ascomycota; Dothideomycetes; Botryosphaeriales; Botryosphaeriaceae. Bases 1 to 708 code for a protein of 235 amino acids.
AUGCCGGCACUCACCACAACCGCCAGCUCGCUGGCCCGGUCCGUUGCGCGCUCGCAAUUGCCUGCUGUGCGCGCCGCCGCCGCAACCGCCGUGCAAGCCCGCCCUGCCUCGUCGGCCUCCUUCGAGAACCCCUUCAAGGGCGCCCAGAAGACCACCAGCAUCCCCACCACCGCCUGGAAGAAGUACCGCUCAAGCAGUGGCGAGACCGGCAACAAGGUCUUCCAGUACUUCAUGGUUGGCUCUAUGGGUGCGCUGUCCGCCAUGGGCGCGAAGAACACCGUGCAAGACUUCCUUGUCAACAUGUCGGCCUCCGCCGAUGUCCUGGCUCAGGCUAAGGUUGAGAUCGACCUCGAGGCCAUCCCCGAGGGCAAGAACGUCAUCAUCAAGUGGAGAGGCAAGCCCGUCUUCAUCCGCCACCGUACCAGCGACGAGAUUUCCGAGGCCGAGAGCACCAAGUGGGAGUCUCUUCGGGACCCCCAGCCCGACAGCGACCGUGUGCAGAAGCCCGAGUGGUUGAUCAUGCUUGGUGUCUGCACCCACCUUGGUUGUGUCCCCAUCGGCGAGGCUGGCGACUUCGGCGGUUGGUUCUGCCCCUGCCACGGUUCCCACUACGAUAUCUCCGGCCGUAUCCGCAAGGGUCCCGCUCCGCUCAACCUUGAGGUUCCCGAGUACAGCUUCCCUGAGGAGGGCAAGGUCGUCAUCGGUUAG